Messenger RNA from Aspergillus nidulans FGSC A4, 858 nucleotides. It is a transcript of the gene erg2, whose product is annotated as C-8 sterol isomerase ERG2. NCBI's taxonomy places the organism in Eukaryota, Fungi, Ascomycota, Eurotiomycetes, Eurotiales, Aspergillaceae. The record is from RefSeq and is a predicted model, not a curated record. Gene Ontology annotation, biological process: sterol biosynthetic process. Gene Ontology annotation, cellular component: endoplasmic reticulum membrane. The transcript is spliced from 3 exons. Bases 110 to 757 code for a protein of 215 amino acids.
ACGCCGGCACUUGCAUAAAAAUAUAACUUUGACAUCUUUCCAUCUUUCAUCAGCAAUCCAACCGCGUCCUCUGUGAUUGUGCAUCUCAAUUCCCCGUUAAUCCUACGCAAUGCGCUGUCUUAGUAUCGCAGUCGCCUUUCUGGCGUUGUUUACAGGGCUCUACAGGUUCUUCGACGCCCGCCUGGAGCAGUUCUACAUCUUCGACCACCACCAUCUGCACGACCUGUCCCAGCGCGCAAUCGCUGCCCAUGGAAACGACACUCGCGCCAUUGUCCAGUACAUCGUUUCUGAGUUAGACGAGAAGGUCGGCUCCACGCACCUGAACAAGGACGAGGAAUGGGUUUUCAACAACGCCGGAGGCGCAAUGGGCGCUAUGUACAUUAUCCACGCUAGUAUCACUGAGUAUCUUAUCAUCUUCGGCACCGCCAUUGGAACUGAAGGACACACUGGCCGCCACACCGCAGAUGACUACUUCAACAUCCUCCAGGGCACUCAGCUCGCCUACGUCCCCGGUUCGUACGAGCCCGAAGUCUACCCGGCCGGUUCCGUCCACCACCUCCGCCGCGGCGAGGUUAAGCAGUACAAGAUGGACUCGUCUUGCUUUGCGCUCGAGUACGCCCGCGGCUGGAUUCCUCCCAUGCUUUUCUUCGGCUAUGCCGAUACCUUCUCGAGCACUCUUGACUUCCCGACUCUGUGGGCUACCUCGCGCAUUACCGGCCGGGAGAUGAUCUCCAACCUGCUCAAGGGAAAGAUGUAAGGGUGAUCUCAUGGGUAAAUACAGGCAUUAUGAUUCAUAGAAACCGUAUCAUGUAUCUACAACUUUUAAUACUUUUAAAUAGAAUUUGGGAAUCUGUCUAG